Molecule: messenger RNA, 364 nt
Organism: Spodoptera exigua (beet armyworm)
Lineage: Eukaryota; Metazoa; Arthropoda; Insecta; Lepidoptera; Noctuidae
Source: the annotation of a GenBank genome assembly
UUCGUUGCGUAUCGACUGCAGGGCAAUUUUGUUAUUAUUAAAUAGCAUUGUUAUUUUACUAUAAUAAUAGUAAACAUGAAAUUAUCUUGUGUGUUUUUGUUUGUUUUCGCUUGUCUGGUCGCUUUGAGCGCCGUCAGCGCCGCGCCAAAACCAAGAUGGAAGGUCUUCAAGAAAAUUGAAAAGGUGGGUCGCAACAUUCGAGAUGGUAUAGUCAAAGCCGGUCCCGCUAUCGAGGUACUGGGGGCAGCCAAGGCGCUAGGAUAAACAUUAUUUUGUAAUAAUAAUAGUAUUAUUAUUUGUAAAUAUACCUCAUAAUACUCAUUCCGCCACAGUAAUAAUAAUAAAUGCAUUUAUUUAGUUUAUA